Messenger RNA from Hibiscus syriacus, 708 nucleotides. RefSeq names its product phosducin-like protein 3. Bases 39 to 674 code for a protein of 211 amino acids. The transcript is spliced from 4 exons. Lineage: Eukaryota; Viridiplantae; Streptophyta; Magnoliopsida; Malvales; Malvaceae. Gene Ontology annotation, cellular component: cytoplasm. Gene Ontology annotation, biological process: protein folding. The record is from RefSeq and is a predicted model, not a curated record.
CGAAGGGAGAAAGGAGCAAAGGAAAAUAGUCAUAAAUAAUGGCGGAUUACCAUUUCGUUUACAAAGAUGUAGAAGGAGCUUCCACUCAAUGGGACGAUAUUCAAAGAAAACUUGGCAAUUUACCUCCAAAGCCACCUGCUUUCAAGCCUCCUCCUUUUGAACCCGCACCGGACCCGGGUUCUGCCCCCAAGGACAAGUCUUGGAUCGAUCAAAAGACUGAAGAAGAACUUGAAGAUCUCGAUGAUGAUCUCGAUGAUGAUCGAUUCCUUGAAUGCUACAUUAACAACUGUUGUUCCUUUCUUAGAUUUCCAGAGUGCGGGGUGCUUCUGCGGUGUUUGGAAGAAUUGGCUGUUAAAUACCCAGCCACGAAGUUUGUGAAGAUAAUAUCUACUGAGUGCAUCCCUAACUACCCAGAUCGUAAUCUUCCGACUCUCUUGGUUUAUAACAGUGGAGCAGUAAAAGCAAAUUACAUCGGCUUGUAUAGUUUUGGCCGGAGAUGCACGCCUGAAGGUGUGGCCUUAGUUCUCUGUCAAUCAGAACCUGUACUAAAUAAUGGUCAAAGUGUGGGUGACCAGUCUCAGAAAGCUGUUCUCGAAGGAGUUCGAAGGCGGUUUAUCGAAAAAGUUGUUACCGAGCAUGAGGAUCAGGACGAUAGAGGAUCAUCAAAUGAUUAGAUGUUCAGUACAUUCAAAAUUUUCAUUUCUACGG